This is a messenger RNA of Diprion similis, 1535 nucleotides long. RefSeq names its product cytoplasmic dynein 2 light intermediate chain 1. Gene Ontology annotation, cellular component: cytoplasmic dynein complex; ciliary basal body; axoneme. The record is from RefSeq and is a predicted model, not a curated record. Bases 584 to 1501 code for a protein of 305 amino acids. NCBI's taxonomy places the organism in Eukaryota, Metazoa, Arthropoda, Insecta, Hymenoptera, Diprionidae. Gene Ontology annotation, molecular function: dynein heavy chain binding. Gene Ontology annotation, biological process: intraciliary transport involved in cilium assembly; intraciliary retrograde transport. The transcript is spliced from 6 exons.
CGUUCACGAACUUUGAACGUUUCAGAAGAGAAGGAAAAUAGUAAUAUACUUUUUAUAAACGACCUUCAACCUCGUGAUUAAAUUAUUCUACGUCAGUUUCCGAUUGAAUGCACUGAGAUCCCUGAUGUAGGCACGGUUAGGACAAUAUGGCGUUAGAAAUUGCAAGCAGCUGAUCAUUUUAAGCGAAUAUAGGAGAUAUGAAACCACAGGAGACACUGUGCAGCUUGUUGGACUUUCAUUUGCUGACGAUAAGUUAAUGUAGAGUAAAACAUGUGACAAAAAAUCGCUUUUAUCAUUAUAUAUGACGCAAUUAGUAUUGCAUAUUUACCGCCGCCAGACGGCGUAAUUCUGAUUUCUAGGAAUAUUAUGCCAAUAUGACAUCGCCGCAGCGUUAAUAUAAUAUCACUCGUUAUUAUGAAUGUUUAUGUCUUGUGUUUCGUUUAGAGAGGAAAGUAUGAGGGAAAUGGCGCUCCGACUAUCUUUAGAAGAUGAAAAUAAGCGGAAGACCGAUCGUUCGGUUACUCAUGAACGAUCUAUUAUCGUUAUAGGGAGCAAAGGAGUGUAAUUUCAGGGAAAAACGACGAUGAUUUACCGGUUUUUGGAAAAAGAAGAAUCCCCCAAGCCAACCAUUGCUAUGGAUUAUUCAUUCGGACGAAAGGCUGGCAAAAGCUUAGUGAAGGAUGUGGUCCACGUUUGGGAGAUCGGUCCUCUGACGUCAUCGCUCCUUUCGGCCGCAAUGACCGGAUCGGCAUUGACCCAUUCACCGCAUCAUACCACUCUGUUGAUGAUGUUGGACCUCUCGAAGCCUGAGGAGCUUUGGGCAACGUUGGAAGAAUGUUUAACCGUCGCUCGAAGCGCGAUGAGAAUGAGUUUCGACGAUGACACAGUCAAAGCUCUCAGGGAUUGCCGCAGAAGAGAAAAGAACAUCAAGAACGAAGCUUCCGAAGAUGAAACUGAACCUUUUCCCCUGAAGUUGUGCAUCGUUGGCGGCAGAUACGACGAAUUCAAAGAAUUUGAGUCGAAUAGAAAGCAAUUAAUCGGUCGGACCCUUCGGGCAGUGGCCCAUGCUUUGGGGGCAGGACUUCACUAUCACUCCUGCAGAGACACGUCCCUCGUUAGAAGAGCAAAGGAUAUGCUGUCGCACUACGGUUUCGGGUCUCAGUUGACAAAAGGCGUUUGUACUGAUUAUGAGAAACCGCUGUUGAUGCCAGUUGGGAUAGAUUCGUUCACGCAGAUUGGACUCACGUUUGGACAGGGAAGAAAUGCGAAUAUUUUAGAAUCUAUAAAGCAGAUGUACGUCACUCAUGUUCCCCAGACGACCAAGGAGAACGAGAACCCCCAGGACCUCGAGGAUCCCGCGAAUGACCCUAACUUCAGGGAACCGAUAAUCGACAGGCUCAGGGCGCAACGCGAAGAGGUAAAAAUAAAGGAAAUCGGCGUUCUGCUGCAAGAGAUGCUGGAAGGCCGAGCCCUGAAGAUCCCGAUUCCCGAGCCAAUGUAGAAUUGGCUGAAUAUCCCAUGAUUUUCGGACUGAU